This is a messenger RNA of Balaenoptera acutorostrata (minke whale), 9477 nucleotides long. RefSeq names its product choline phosphotransferase 1 (gene CHPT1). Gene Ontology annotation, cellular component: endoplasmic reticulum membrane; Golgi apparatus. Gene Ontology annotation, molecular function: ethanolaminephosphotransferase activity; diacylglycerol cholinephosphotransferase activity. Gene Ontology annotation, biological process: phosphatidylethanolamine biosynthetic process. The transcript has 10 exons. Bases 161 to 1357 code for a protein of 398 amino acids. NCBI's taxonomy places the organism in Eukaryota, Metazoa, Chordata, Mammalia, Artiodactyla, Balaenopteridae. The record is from RefSeq and is a predicted model, not a curated record.
GGGCGGCCCGGCCUGACCUCGACCUCGGCCGCGGGCCCGACCGGCGAGUCCCACCGGGCCGGCGCAGGUCCGGGCCCGCGAGCCCCUCCCUCCACCUGUCCCCGCCCGGGCGCCCGGCGCGGGCUGUGCUCGCUCGCAGCGGCGGGGCCCGCAGGCGGCCAUGGCGGCGGGCGCCGGGGUCAGGCCGGCGCCGCGCUGGCUGAAGGCGCUGGCGGAGCCGCUGAACGCGGCGCAGCUGCGGCGGCUGGAGGAACACCGCUACACAGCCGCGGGCGUCUCGUUGCUUGAGCCGCCGCUGCAGCUCUACUGGACCUGGCUGCUCCAGUGGAUCCCGCUGUGGAUGGCCCCCAACUCCAUCACCCUCCUGGGCCUCGCCAUCAACCUGCUCACCACGCUCCUGCUCAUCUCUUACUGCCCCACGGUCACCGAGGAGGCACCGUACUGGACAUACCUUUUAUGUGCAUUAGGACUCUUCAUCUACCAGUCACUGGAUGCUAUUGAUGGGAAACAAGCCAGAAGAACAAAUUCUUGUUCUCCUUUAGGGGAACUUUUUGACCAUGGUUGUGACUCUCUUUCCACAGUUUUUAUGGCAGUUGGAGCUUCAAUUGCUGUUCGCUUAGGAACUCAUCCUGACUGGUUGUUUUUCUGCUCUUUUAUUGGGAUGUUCAUGUUUUAUUGUGCUCACUGGCAGACUUAUGUUUCAGGCGUGUUGAGGUUUGGAAAAGUGGAUGUAACUGAAAUCCAGGUAGCUUUAGUGAUCAUCUUUGUGUUGUCUACAUUUGGAGGAGCAACAGUGUGGGACUAUAUGAUACCCGUCCUAGAAAUAAAAUUGAAGAUCUUACCAGUUCUCGGAGUAGUAGGUGGAGCAAUAUUUUCCUGUUCAAAUUAUUUCCAUGUUAUCCUCCAUGGUGGUGUUGGCAAGAAUGGAUCCACUAUAGCAGGUACCAGUGUCUUGUCACCUGGACUCCACAUAGGAAUAAUUAUUAUACUGGCAAUAAUGAUCUACAAAAAGUCAGCAACUAAUCUGUUUGAAAAACAUCCUUGUCUUUAUACCCUAAUGUUUGGAUGUGUCUUUGCUAAAAUCUCACAGAAACUGGUGAUAGCUCACAUGACCAAAAGUGAACUGUAUCUUCAAGACACUGUCUUUCUUGGCCCAGGUCUUUUAUUUUUAGACCAGUACUUUAAUAAUUUCGUAGACGAAUAUGUUGUUCUAUGGAUAGCAAUGGUCAUUUCUUCAUUUGAUAUGAUGAGGUACUUUAGUGCUUUGUGCCUGCAAAUUUCAAGACACCUUCAUCUAAGUAUCUUCAAGACUUCAUGUCAUCAAGCACCUGAACAGGUUCACAAGCAUAUUGACUAAUAGCCCAAGGAAAAGAGGAGAAGCAGUUAGGGGAACCUAUGAGUGAAGGAAAUCCCCUUUUUCAGGAGGUUCAAGUUCUUCCUUCAAAGAGUCAUCAGAAUAACAUGGAUUGAAGAGACUUUCGAACACUUGCCAUCUCUUGCUGCUGCUGUCACAUGAAAGGAGAUAUUAAACAUUUGUUUAAUUUUUAGAUAAGUGUUAUACAUAUUUCAGCAAAUAAAAUAUUUCAAUGCUUACAAUAAUCCUUAUUUUUUCAAUUUUAAAUAUAAUAACUUACCGUUUCCAUCAUAAUUUUUUUUUGCAACAUAGCCAUUUCUUUUCUAAGUUCAUUUUGUGCACCAGUAAGUAGAUAAUCGUGAUUCUUCUCCAAGUCCUCCAUACUCUAAAACACAAAAGGCUAGUUCAGUUACAAACCACCACUUUUCAUCUCAGGUUCAAAACUUAUACAAUUAAUUUUCAAAAGUAGGAACUUCUUAAUAUUCAACAAUGCACAUUAUUUAUCUCAAAAAUAUUCUAAUACAUGAAAACCAAAAUAUCCACUAAAGGAAUAGAAAAUGUCAGACAUAAAUCAAAUAUUAUUAAAGGAGGUACAAUAGUGUACCUUCUCACUGGAAGAAACAAAAAUAACACAAAAUUUUAUAAAAGGAAUAGAAGCACAACUUCCUGUAGCUAUGUAGUAGAAAAUGGGGAUUUAAUUCCAAUUUAGUUGGCAAAAGAGUAAGACUGAAAGGAAGGUUAGGAAAAAGGGUUAAAAGUAUUCUAGGGCAAGAGCAUAAACAAAAGCAUGAAAGUGCAAAGUGAGUGAGUUCAGAGAAAGCCAUUACGUGGAGGGGUGGAAGUAAUGGAUGAAUGUAGUAAUUGGAGCAUUAAAAAAAAGGAUCAUAUUAUUGGGGGGUGAAUCUUGAAUGCCUAAGAAUUUAGAAUGAGAAGCUACUGACAGUUUUUCAGGAGGGAAAAGGUAAUGUUAUAGAAAGAUAAUAAGGCAGACCCAUGAAGGAUGGGUUGGAAAACAGAGAAAUCAGCUAAGAGUUUUCAUAGUAUAAGGAAAGAAUGAUGAGGUUCUGAACUAGGGCAGUAGCAGUGGAUGUGAAGAAUAAGAGAGAUGGAGGAGUCAAAUAUAGUACUAAAGUUCCUACACCAAGUGGUAACACUUAGUGAUCAUAUUUAGCACUUAAAUUAAAUCGAACACAAUGCAUUCAAAAUGGAAAACUGUUAAGAAUUUAAAAUGUAUAAGCGAAAUGUUUUCCCCUUAAACUGAGAAAAAAAUUAUCUUCUACUUACACACAUGAAUUAUAUUUUAUAAGAAUGUAUUACGUUACCAAAUAUAACAAACCUUUAUGAACUGCUCAUAUAAUUGUUUAAUUGUUUUCAGUCUCUGGCUCUGAACAAUUCUAGACUGUUGAAAAACUUUUUGUUGCUGUCGAAACAUAUUCUACAAAUGUAAAAGAAAAAAUUAUAUAAUAACAAUUCGGGUAAAAUUUAGCAAAAAUUAAUUCUACAUUACACUUAAAAGGAAUAGUUUUUAAAUCAAUAUUUUUAAGAUUUUAACAUUUACUAUGACUGAGUUUAGAUAAUUUGUGUUCACCACUUAUAUACAACAAUAAUAACCCUACCAGUCAUUGAGUAGGAAAUCUCAACAAUACUCAAAACAUGUCCUAAUUCUUGGUGCUUUCAAUGUCAACACAGAUGAUCCUUACCAUAUUGCUGGUCUUUCAGUUUCUUGGCCUGUUUUCCACCAAUGAUUUUUGUUGUUCACCCUACUUUAGCCAUCCACUUACAUACGCAUACCCUAGAUUUUGUCAUUACCAAAAACUGUAACCUCUGCAUAGUAUUAAUAAUAGCAAACUUGAUAUUAACAAUGUGUUAGGAAGCAAAGACCAACAGCUUUUAUGAGUAUGGUAUGUGCCUGUACUUCUGCAUUCAGCAGAACCAAACUCAUAGCCAGCAGUGGGCAAUGGAACCUGGCUAAGGUCCAUGGGUGUACUGCAAGGCCGGCCUCCCCCUUCCUACUUGACACUUGGUUAUAGUAGAUUAAUUAUAAAGCUAUAAAGCUAAGCAUAAUACUAACAGCUAGUUUUUCUUCUUGUUCCUCAGCUUUCUUCACAUCUAUAUCCCACUGCUGGAACAAAGUCAGAAACUGCUGAGAAUAUUCUUGGUUAAGCUUCUGCCUGUAAAGCGUAAUGAAUAUUGUCAUAUUUCACAUCAAUAUGGAAAAACUUUCAAAACAAAACUGAUUUGACAUAAUUAUACUAUAAUAAAAGAAAAUCAUAUCAAAUUUUCAGAUGUGAAGCCAAGAAGUAAAGUUAUGAUUUAUGAUGAUUCAGAAGUAUUUAUUUUCCUAACCAACUAACAGAAAAUCCCUCUCAUGUGCUUUAAGCUCUUGAAAACUAAGGGAGUUUUAUUGUACAUAUACAUUUUCCAGAAAAGUCCAUUUUAUCUCCAAGCAAUUUAUUUUUCAUUUUCUCCUACUGAAUAUAGGUUGUGAUAUGAUAAAUAGAUUCACUGAAGUUAUUAUAUUUAUCAUAUAAGAUUUCCAAAUAGAAAUAUUUCACUUAAUUUUUCCCCAUUUUGGUAUAAUGAUUUUGUACAAAAGAAUAGUUAAUUCAGCUAAAAUAUACAAAUUAUUUAUAAUACAUAAGGUUGAUCUUUUUCUACACUGUUAAACAGUUAACUAUCAUUAAGACUAAUGGUUUAUAUGACAUUUACUUUUUAUUCAGCUAGUGUAUUUUUAGAAUGAAUAUAAAUUACCUUUAUUGUUAAAAAAAAACCUCAAACAUUAUUUAAAAGGGGAAAAAGGACAUCUUUAUUGAUUUCUAGGAAAUAUAUCUCAAGUCUGUGAAGGAAUGAAGUUAUAGGACUAAAGGACUUAAAGGAAAAUCAAGCCAAAUAUACUUUUUUACUAGAGAUCCCAAUAAGUAGAAGAUGAUAGUAGUUCUCAUAAUUUGCACCAAUGAAUACUAAGAAAUGAUGCAAAUGUUGUGGCAGUGAAAAAACCAACAGCCUUACCUUUGCUCUUGUUGGGUUUUCCAAACAUUUUCAAUUUUCUGGUUACUGGUUUUGAGAGAAGCCUUGGUAUACAUUUCUAGUCUUUUUCUCUUGGCAAGAAGAGCCUUGUUAAUAUCAGCUAUAUUGAAAAUAAAUACUCAUUAAAUUUAAUGUGGAAGAAAGUUACUUUGUUCCCACAUAUUCAAAUAAACAUGGAUAAAGCUGGUUCAAGAGUUUUGAAAAGAUCUUUAAAAAUACACAUAAUAUCAAAAAGCAAGAUCAUUUCCUUGCUUUUUUUUUCUGAGAAAACUUUUAGUUAUUGGUAUCCCAAUUCUGAUCUUCCUAACUAGAGAUAAUUUUUUAAUUUAGAGGUGAUUAAAAAGAGCUAAUAACUGGAAAAAAGGGUCUCAAGGACAGACUUUAAUUUCUUCAUCAGAAAACACUAAUAAAGGCUAAAUUUAGAACUCAUUAUAUGAAACAAAACUAUUUUGAGUCUAAAAAGAAUAAAAAUAGUUAAAAUAAUUUUUUAAAAUAUAGUCAGUGAUACUUUAAAAUAUAUUUUUUACUAAAAGAGACAAAGACCAACCAAGCAUAGGAAAAUCUUAUUUUUAAGUAAAUAUCUAAAUAAAUUCAAGAACCCUUUUAAAUACUUUUUUAUAGAACAUUUUUACCAAUAAUAUAAGUACUGCAUUUCAUAAACUUUUUAAUACUUCAGGUAAUUCUUUGCUAGGCACGUGCAUAUGGAUCUACCAUCAAUAGUUAUUUUUCAGUAAUCAUGAUGAGGUGACCUACACUAUUACAUAAAUAUUUUGUAUUUCCAAUAUCCAUCUAUAAUAAUAAAUUUAUAAGACAGAUUAUAAAACAAGCAUUUUGUUACUACCAAAUAGGGCAAAGCUUUCAAAAAAGACUUGAUUAUAUGAAUAAUGCUAGAGAGGAGCCAAAUAUUGACUCUUUUAUAAGACUACUAUCCCCUAACACGGUUAAUGUAACUGAUAUUUGACAUACAAUUUAAAGUUUAUGAACUUUUUAUCUGAUCUCUUACUAGCAAGGUGGUCUUUAAUUCUCAGCUACAUAGUUUAAUAAUGUAAAAAUAAAAAUGAAGAGUUAUUUUAAAGGCUUCAAUUUACAUUGCCCUUCCUAAAGAAAAGAACACAGGAAUGCCAUAGAAAAUAACUAAAUUGAGAAAAUGAAAAACUGACACAUACACAGAUAGUGCGUGUGUUUGUAUCACUUAGUCCGUGAAAGUCCAAACAAAGAGGGAUAGACACUUUUCCCAUCCAUUUUUGCUCUAAAAUUUCAUAGUCCAUUAAGCUCACACAUCUAUAAAGUAACAGGACCAUUCUUAACUCACCAUUGUUAGCACCAUCUCUUUUCACAUCAACAACUGGAAAAGGUUAGUAAGGAAAUCUAUGAAGCCGAACCACAUAUACUUGUGCAAAAUCUUACAUAUGAGAACAAAGCAUUAAAUAACAGUCUUAUAGUCCACUGAUUAUUUACUAUUAUACAAAUUAUAUGAUUUGAAUACAAAUAUCUCCUAAAACAUACCUCCAAAUCUUUCCAGCAUACUCUGUACUUCACCCCUGUGAAAAAAAUUACAUCAAACAACUUUUAAUUAAGGAUCCAUAAAAUAUCAUUCUUGUUUUGGAAGAAAUAUCACAUGGCCAGUAUUUUACAUACAAUACUCGUUGGACAACCAAAUAGACUUUUCUUUAAGUCUAACAGGUGAAAAUUGAGCAUAUUACCCCAUGUCUUCAACUAUUCCUGCAGAAGUCCUCUUCUUCCCAUGUUUAUCAAGUACUGGAGUCUUCCCUGAAUUGACAGUAAAAAAAGAAAAAGAGUUGAAAUUAAGUAUGCUAUUUCGGUAAUUUUUAAAUGGAGUAAUAUCUUAAUUUUGAGGUUUUUUGAGGCUUUGUGCCAAGACAAGUUUUUAAAGCAGACAUAUAAAUGCACUACUUUCUCUGCAGGUUAGAUGGAAUUAAAUCAGGAUCCAAGACCAUUUUAUGGGAACAAUUUUGCAAGUCUUCCUGUGUUAAUGUCGUAAUAAUCUAUGUACUGUCUAUAAGACAUCAGGCGAAAGAUGCUAUAGAAGCUUCACUGAGUCCGAAUAAGAAACACGAAGUACAUGAAAAUAAAUGCAGGACAUGGUCACUGCCCAACACCAUUAGCUAUACGAUUUCCCGGUACGUUUUCUUCCAGAGGGCACCAUGUCUCGAUGUUUUCUGAUUUAAAAAAAAAAAAAAAGAUCAAACCUGCUGAAUCCAAAGACACCAUUUAAAUAAACUGGCAAAUUUCAAAAUGAGCGAUAUCAAAUAAAGAUGAUUUUGGUUGAAUACCACUUGAGGAGUCUCUUCAUCUAUUCUGUUGGACCAAAAGUUAACAGAAGAAGAUAAUGACUGCGCCGCCCCUGACGCCGGCGGUGCUGUGAUGGAGAGUUCGCCUCCGAGGACGGGGAGGGCGACGGAAUCCUAGACCGGCCAGCUUCUGGCUAAAUCGGGGCAAAUCUAGAUCCUGCUGAUUUCAGUCACAAUGUGCAAAUCGUAAUUACUGACAGGAUCGAUCACGAGCCCGCCCCAAAGAAGUUGCCAGCAACAGAAAUACAACAUAAAACGUUCUGCGUCCUGGGCCGCAGAAAAUGACGUCAAGAUUUCCACGACCCCAGGCCUCGAGGACCAGUGAAGGGGAGCCCUGGCUUCACCUAAAUGGUUUCUGCGGGGCGUGGGCGCGCUGACGAGGGCCCACCCUCCUCGCCUGCUGUCAACCUGUCCACCCGCCCGGCGUCGCGUCCAGUCCCGAGGCAGCCCAGCCGGCGCCUUUCCGCCCACUCACGGCCCUGCCCGCAGGGAGCGGUACUGCCUGCAAAUUCCUGUCAGAGGCCCCAGGGAGAGCCAGCGGGUAAGAUUUACCUCACAGGUCAAGAAUAACCCCUGGCUCAGAUUCCCGCGCGGGACAAACGCUCCCCUCCUCACGCCUGAAAAACACCCCCAUGGCCGACGACCACAGUUAUAUGUCUCCGUACAGGCGUCCCCGCCGCUCCCGCCUCACCUGCCCCAACGCCUCAGACUUGACCUCUUCACAGCCUCGACGCUCCUCCGAAGCAAGUCAGAAUUAGCGCGGCAGAAAAGCCGACCUCGCCUCGCCCGGGAGCGUCUCUGAUUGGCUGGCAGGAGGGCGCAUGCGUGCAGCGGCCCCGGGGCUCCGCUCCGCCCAGCGAGAGCGCUGACCCAGAGCACCUUGCGGGCGGCGAUCUAUGGCUAGUACACCUGAAGCGAGGCACUUUCCAGUUUCUUUUUGUAACUUAAGUUUAAAAUUUUCACAAUAUUUUAAUAAUAAAGUUGCAACAGAAUAUAAAGAACACAACUUAAUUUGUGAAGUACAGUUUUACCAGAGCCUAUUGCAUCUCCUCAGGGAGUCCUUUCCCUCCCAUCCCCCCCAUUCCCUACUCAGAGAUUAUUUUUUAAUUAUCUUGAAUUUUGUGUUAAUCAUUGGACCCUACCAUUUUCUAAGUUUUGUUACCGCCUGUAUGUGCCCUGAGACAACUCUGCUUAGUUCUGUUUGUGUUUGGGUAGUAUAGAAAGUUGUACCAUAUUCUAUGUAGUAUUCUGUCACUCGCUUUUUUUUUUUAACCAUUUUUUAAAAAUCAGACAUCAAUUUUAUACACAUCACUUUAUACAUGUCAAUCCCAAUCGCCCAAUUCAGCACACCACCAUCCCCCACCCCAGCGCAGUUUUCCCCCCUUGGUGUCCAUACGUUUGUUCUCUACAUCUGUGUCUCAACUUCUGCCCUGCAACCCGGUUCAUCUGUACCAUUUUUCUAGGUUCCACAUACAUGCGUUAACAUACGAUAUUUGUUUUUCUCUUUCUGACUUACUUCACUCUGUAUGACAGUCUCUAGAUCCAUCCACGUCUCAACAAAUGACUGAAUUUCGUUCCUUUUUAUGGCUGUGUCACUCGCUUUUUAAACUUAACAUUACGUCACUAAGAGAAUCUAGAUGAUUACACGUAGCCAUAGUUCUUUCAUUUUCACUGCUGCAAAAUAUCCCAUUGUGCCUCUAUUCCACCAUUUAUUCAUUUAUUUUCUUGUCUGUGGACAUGUGGGUUAUUUUCAGAUUACAGCCUAUAUAAACAAUGAUACUAUGAAUAUUCUAAUCUCCUGCAUAUAUGCUAAAGUUUUUACAGAGUAUCUUGGGUGUGAAGUUGCUCGGUCAUAGGCUAGAUGAUGUAAAGCCAAAUUGGUUUCAAAUUUAUACUCCCACCAACAGUGAGUUCCCAUUGUUCAAUGCACUCAUCAUCACUUGGUAUAGUCAGAUUUCUUAAUUUUGCCAUUCUAGUGGGUGUAAAAUAUUUCUUUAGGGUCUGCUUUUGUAUUUCUCCAGUCACUCAUAAGAUUAAGCUCUUGUUAUGCUUAUUGGCCAUUUGCAUUUCCUUUUCCUUAAAAUAUCUAUUUGGGUUUCUUGCUCAUUUUUCAAUUGGGUUAUGUGUUUCUUAUUGACUUGUAGCUCUUUAUAUAUGGGGGCAGUGUUAAUAUUUAUGACUGCUUUCUGUAUCUUUUUAAAGGAAUUUAUUUUUAUCCUGAAGUCAUAAAAAUACAAAAGUUUUAAGGUUUUAUUUUCAUUUUUAAGCCUUUGUUCAUCUAGAAUUUAUUUUUGUGCCUGGUGACAGGUAGGGUCCAAUUACUUCCCGCCCCGCCCCUCACUGUGGAAACCAGUUGAUUGAAUAGUGCAUGCUUUCCCUUUAACAGCUAUGUCAUCUGUCAUGUUUCUGUAUGUUCUUGAGUCUGCUUCCCCAGCCUGUUCCACUGGUCAGUUUGCCUAUUCCUGUGCCAAAGUCAGUUUUCAUCAUUCCAGCUUUAUUAAAGGUUUGGCAUCUAAGAGGGCAAGCCACAUCUUAUUUUUUCUUCAGGAGUAUCCUGUGUAUUCUUGAACUUUUGCUUUUCUAGUAAAUUUUAGAAUCAGUUUUCCAAGUUCCAGGAAAAAAAACAAAACAAAACAACCUACUGGAUUUUAACUGGAAUGGCAAUAAAUCUAUACAUCAAUCUGGGGAGAACUGAGUCUUCCGAUUCUUGAAUGUAGCAUAUUUUCCAUUUAUUUAGAACUUCUUUAAUAUAAUUCAAUAAAGUUAAAUUUUUUUCUCUGUGUA